Molecule: messenger RNA, 1219 nt
Organism: Rana temporaria (common frog)
Lineage: Eukaryota; Metazoa; Chordata; Amphibia; Anura; Ranidae
Product: carbonic anhydrase 9-like
Cellular component (GO): plasma membrane
Molecular function (GO): zinc ion binding; carbonate dehydratase activity
Source: RefSeq, a predicted model, not a curated record
GUCCUCCUCAUGGUCACUGGAGCUACACUGAUAUCACGGACUGGCACAAGGCCUAUCCUGCCUGUGGGGAGAAGGAACAAUCCCCCAUUAAUGUGGACACCGGGGACACCACAUUCGACCCGACGCUGAAGCCCAUAGAAGUCUCCGGUUAUGACGUGUCACCUGAAGAGCGACUGAAACUGAAGAACAACGGACACACAGUGGUCCUGCAGCUUCCGGACUCAUUACAGAUAAUUGGAGGUCUCGCCAACACGUACCGGGCGGCUCAGCUUCACUUCCACUGGGGCUCACAAAGCAGCCCGGGCUCGGAGCACACCGUCAAUGGGCAGAAAUUCCCCGGAGAGAUCCAUGUGGUCCAUUUCUCCUCCCGUUUUCAGAGUCUGGAUGAGGCGGUGACCCAGCCUGGAGGUCUGGCAGUCCUGGCUGCCUUCAUACAGGAAGGACCCAAAGUGAAUGAAGAUUAUCAACAUCUCCUGACCCACCUAGAGAAAGUGAAGGAGGCUGGACAAAGUACUGAGAUUCGUGGCUUUGAUAUCCGAGGAUUGUUACCCCAACAGCUGGACAGGUACUACCGAUACAACGGUUCUCUUACUACCCCGCCAUGUUACCAGACCGUCAACUGGACCAUCUUCAACCAGACCGUCUUCUUGUCUGAGGACCAACUGGACAUUUUGGAGGACACCAUCCACCAUGACCACGAUCACAUCCUGCAGAUGAACUUCCGGGAGCCGCAGAGUCUGAACGGACGGCUGGUUCUGUCCAGUUUCCGGCCUCCGGUGUCGGGACGGAAAGCUCCUGGACAAGCUCCGGCACCCAGCGCCUCCGCUCCAGAUCCUGCUAAUGGUCCCAGCGAUCGCUCUGGAGAAGGUGCCCCAAGAGAUGACAGUCAGACAUUCAGCACAGGAGAUAUGUUGGCGAUCAUUUUCGGCGUUCUCUUCGCAGUCACAGCGUUGGCUUUCUUCAUCUACUUUCGGCAGAAUCAAAAGAAGAAUCCCAGAUCGUCCGAUAAGAAGUCGAAUGUCAUCUACAAAGCUGCCGCCCCCGAGGACAAUAUGGCGUAGAGUCAUCAGAGACAGUCGGGGGAUGGAAAUGGAAAAUGUCUGGAUUGCUGAGACCAGCCAAUGAGAUUGCAGCUGUCAUUCUGAAGACUUGGAUUGGUUGUUGUAUAUAAUGUUCACAGAUUGUGUAACUAAAAUAAAGUUAUGAUAUUUUAUACAAA